This is a messenger RNA of Diospyros lotus (date-plum), 1053 nucleotides long. RefSeq lists its product as uncharacterized. The transcript is spliced from 3 exons. NCBI's taxonomy places the organism in Eukaryota, Viridiplantae, Streptophyta, Magnoliopsida, Ericales, Ebenaceae. The record is from RefSeq and is a predicted model, not a curated record. The coding region runs from base 120 to 680 and encodes 186 amino acids.
UGCAGCGUAGUGAAGCGACGUCGUUUGGUAUGUCCAGCGAUGAACCAGCGUCCGUAACGAGGAUAGAAAAUAGAAAGUACAACGAAAAUGGGGCAGUGAAGUAGAAGAAGAGGGCGACAAUGAGCGAAGCCGAAGCUCCAAAGCUUUACACCAACAAACCUAAGAAAUCCCAGCUGAGGCCGCGCCACCAGCUACUGCGAGAGCAGGCACCGCCUUCCCCGUUCUCUUCUUCGUCGUCAAUGGGGACUCUGCCGCCCUCAAAGACUGGGCCCCCGCCUCAACCCCCGAGGGAAUCGUUCGCUAGGCGUUAUAAGUUCUUCUGGCCUCUUCUCCUCACUGUCAAUCUCGCUGUCGGAGCUUAUCUGUUCAUGAGGACAAGCAAGAAGGAAACAGGUGUAGAGGAAGAAGAAACACAGAAGGUUCCUCCCUCUGCAAGUCCAACUGCUACUGCUGUUGUAGUUGUUCCAGAUACCGAGCAAACACCAUCCCCUGCGCUUGUAACAAAACCUGUAAUAUUGCGAGAACCAAUACCCGAGAAUCAGCAGCGUGAAUUGUUCAAGUGGCUACUGGAGGAGAAGAGGAAGGUGAAGCCAAAGGAUCCCGAGGAGAAGAAACGCAUUGAUGAAGAGAAAGCCAUCAUCAAACAGUUUAUUCGAGCCAAAUCUCUUCCAAGUUUGUGAUUCAUAAUAAUUUCUUCUAGUUUCACAACCCCAGAGAAUUAUUCUAGGGUUGGAAUCCGGUUAUUGUCAAUGUUAUCAUUGCUCUCUCUUUCCUGCUUUAGGAUCAUAAAGUUUGCGACUUUGCUUUUGGCGGAAUAUUACCAAUCUAGAUGUCUUCUUGUGUCUGCUUGGAGAUGAAGUCAGCUCUUUUCUUUCUUAUGUGAAUAUCAGUGCCUAAUUUUGGAACCUUGGUGCCUGUGCCCUGUUUAACAGUGCAUUCGAGAGGAGGUGAUGAAUGAAAAAAGGUGGAAUCACUUUCAAUCCCCUUUGGUUCAAGCCUUAACAUUGAAUGAAAAUUUACCUUUGUGUAUAAAUUACAUUCUAUCUGUCUUCA